GCAAGAUGUAGCUGUGCCAGCUACUUGCUCCAGAGCUGCUAAGAGGGGCUGGCAGAGUGGCCUGUCAGGCCUGCCCAAGAGCCAUGGCAAAGAAUGGACUUGUAGUUUGCAUCCUGGUUAUCACCUUGCUCCUGGAUCAGACCACCACCCAUACAUCCAAAUUAAAAGCCAGGAAGCACAGCAAACGCCGAGUGAAAGAGAAGGAUGGUGACCUGAAGACUGAAGUUGAAAAGCUCUGGAGAGAAGUCAAUGCCCUGAAGGAAAUACAGGCCCUGCAGACAGUCUGUCUCCGAGGCACAAAAGUUCACAAGAAAUGCUACCUUGCUUCGGAAAGCUUGAAGAAUUUCCACGAAGCCAAUGAAGACUGCAUCUCCAAGGGAGGGACCCUGGUUAUGCCCAGAAACUCGGACGAAAUCAAUGCCCUCCGAGACUAUGGUAAGAAGAGCCUGCCCGGUGUCAAUGACUUCUGGUUAGGCAUCAACGACAUGGUUACCGAAGGCAAGUUUCUCGAUGUCAAUGGAGUUGCCAUCUCCUUCCUGAACUGGGACCGUGCUCAGCCUAGUGGUGGCACACGGGAAAACUGUGUCCUGUUCUCCCAGUCAGCUCAGGGCAAGUGGAGUGAUGAGGUCUGCCGUAGCAGCAAGAGAUACAUAUGCGAGUUUAUCAUCCCUCAGUAG
Molecule: messenger RNA, 677 nt
Organism: Trichechus manatus latirostris (Florida manatee)
Lineage: Eukaryota; Metazoa; Chordata; Mammalia; Sirenia; Trichechidae
Gene: CLEC3A
Product: C-type lectin domain family 3 member A
Exons: 3
Coding region: 84-677 (197 amino acids)
Biological process (GO): ossification
Source: RefSeq, a predicted model, not a curated record